Molecule: messenger RNA, 4392 nt
Organism: Knipowitschia caucasica
Lineage: Eukaryota; Metazoa; Chordata; Actinopteri; Gobiiformes; Gobiidae
Source: the annotation of a GenBank genome assembly
AUGGCAACCGCUUUCAAUUUACAGGCAUUCUUGCUUCAUCCCUCGGCCGAAGCACUUGAGCUCUGUAAAAAGAAGGAUCUAUUUGAGGUUGCCGAUCAUUUUGAGAUUUUGUAUUCCCGUCAGAGCAGCAAGGCCGAACUCAAGGUGCUGCUCCUGGAUGGUUUGGUGGAGAGGGGCUUGCGUUUGAUCCCAGAGGCUGAGAGGUCUGAUGAGAGCAUCGUGCAUGCGACUACCCCGAGACGACGUACGGAGACGCCUGCGGAUGGCCCUCCCAGAGCGGAGCGUGAGUUUGUAGAGGGCGAUGCGCGGCCUGAACCACCGCGCACUCCUCCUCGCUACGGGCCGCCCUCCCCAGCUCCUUCCUCUCCCGGCUCAGUUGGUGGUGCUUGGCGCGCUUCGCGGCUGGCACGCAUCAAGAGUGAGGCCGAGCAGAAGGAUCGGGACCGCAGUGCCGAGCUCGAACUGCAUAUACGGAGGCUUGAGAUCGAGGCUGACAAAGCUGUGCGCCUCAGACGCCUUGAGCUGGAGGCCGAAGGCCGCCUCCCCAGUCCUACUCAACGCCCGGGCGUCGCUGCACCUGCCACAGCCCUCUCCCCAGCUGUUCAUGACUCUCUUGACCCUGAUCGUCCACGCUCUCCUGGAACCUCCACAAGGGACAGUCUGCUUCUACUGCCGCGAGCCCGGACACGUAAUCGCAGACUGCCCUACUCUCAGACAAAAGGAGGAGUGUUCAGCUCCAAACGUUCAGAGCAUUGGGUUAAUUCAAUCUGGGGCAUGGUGUUUCCUCCCCUGUUGGAUGCGGUUCUGUCCCCGCUUGUGUGUGCCUCUGAUCGUCAGAUGCCCACGGGUUGUGCUGUGGCGCACACCCGUCCUCCAGAACAGUGCGGUUGUAGACUGCCCGCCACUCAAGUGAAACCACGGGUACCGCCGCACUUUACUCCACCCGCCACUUCUGGAUUCGCCACGAGAGAGGCAAAGUCUGUGAUUCUGUGUUCGGGCUCCGCCCCGCUGCAUGCUGAAAACAACCACCGCCUGAAUCUUUUCUAUGUUGCCAAUGAUGUGAUUCAAAACUGCAAGAGAAAGAAUGCCAUUGUCUUUCGGUCCAGUUUUGCAAAUGUCCUCCCAAAUGCUGCUCAUCUCAUCAGGGAUGUCAAAGUCUGUAAGUCAAUUGAGAGGAUCUUUACUAUAUGGGAAGAAAGAAGUGUUUAUCCUGCAGAAACCAUUGCCCUGUUCAAAGAAGGUUUGAACAAAAAGGAAGAAAAAGAAAAACAGAGAGUAAAGGAGAAGGAGAAGAAAAGGGAAAAAGAUAAAGAUAGGGAAAAAGAGAAGGAAAAGGAGAAGAAGCCGCCUCCAUCCUCAAGUGCGCCAUCAACAACAAAAGCUGCCCUCAAAUCCAAGAUUCUGGCUGAGUUUGCUCCACAGUCGCUCAUUGAAGACUUGUCCCUAUAUAAGCAAGCUGUUGCAGAAGAGGAGUUCAGAGAAAAACAGCUGGCCACUCUGAGAGUAGACGUCUGCAGCUCAGAGGCUUUAAAGAGACUCAAAGACAAGGCUGGGGGAAACAAAUUUGCCAAGGACUUUGAGGAAGGUGGUCUGAAGCUGCAAGAGUUUGUGAGCUUUCUUGAAAAAGAAAUGAAAAGGGGUCCUUCUCUGUUGGAGUCUUUGGGAAAUGCAGAUGUUUUUUAUGAAAUGCAAUAUAAAGAAGUUAGAAUUGUGGCCAACGCUUACAGUGCUUUUGCGAGUCGUGUGGCCAGUUUAAAAAGAAAACUGGAUUCUCUUAAAGCAACAUUACCUGGAGCAGAAGACUCCCCCAUCCCUUCACCUUCUGAGGACGCUCCCUCUCCCACUGGCUCAGACUCUCCAAUAAUGCAGCUGGAUGUGAACAGAGCUCAGCUGGACCCAGAGCUAGACGGCAAAGCUAUGGACGAAACUAAUGACAACCUUGAAGAUGAGAUGGACUUGUCUGACGAGGAGGAUGAGACCACUGUAUUGGAGGAAAACAACAAAAAGGACAUUGAGAUCACUGCAGUAGAGGCAGAAAAUGUCCCAACUACUCCAACAAACUCUUCAAAGACUAAUGAUGUUGCCACUGCUGCAAGCACCCCCACCACUGUGAAUACCAACCCGCUGGGAGUUAACCUGGCAAAAGUGGACCUAGGGAAGAUCAGCUCCAUUCUUAACUCUCUGACGUCUGCUAUGAAGAAUACAACAAGUCCAGCACUUAAGUCAACUCCUGGGGCCCCUUCUACUACAUCAGGACCAACCUCUUCAAUAACUGCUUCUCCAAGCCCUGCACUUGCAAGCAUCUUAUCCCGUGUUGACAUCACUCCUGAAGGCAUAUUAAAUGCUCUUUCAAAAACAAACACACCAGGUUUGUCUUCUUUACUGCAUAGUGUAACAAACAGCUCUGCUUCUGGCAGUCACAAGUCCCCCCCUGUGAAAUCAUCAGUAAAAACACCAAUCACCCCAAUCCCCCCUAAAAUCAAACUAUCUUUAAACAGCCCGAUGAAAAGAGAAACGCCAGUCAAAAACAAGGACCGGGAAAGGCAGUCGUCCCCUCCUCCACCUUCUCGAAGCAUUGCUCCCCCUAUGUCAACUCCUAUUAGAGACGAGACUGCCGGUACUCCCACUCAGGAUGAGAUGAUGGACACGCCUGGAAGUGUCCCGGAAUCCUUGGGUUCCUCUGGAAGCCACCCUCUCUCACCCACGGCCUAUCGUAGUGAUCCAUGGGAUGCUGUGAUCACGCCAUCUGGAAGCAACAACGAAAGUCUGAAGAAAUGGCUCCUGCUCUUCAACUUCCUCUUCCACCCCUGCCACCCCCACAUCCUUUUCUCCAUCUACACCCUCCCUCCUCUCACUCUCACCCUCCCCCCUCUCACUCUCACCCUCCCCCCUCUCACUCUCACCUUCCCCCCUCUCACUCUCACCCUCCCCCUUCUCACUCUCACCCUCCCCCUUCUCACUCUCACCCUCCCCCCUCUCACUCCCAUCCUCUCCCCUCUCACUCUCAUCCUCCUCACUCUCAUCCUCCUCCUCCUCACUCUCAUCACCCUCACUCUCAUCACCCCCCUUCUCACUCUCAUCAUCCUCAACCCUCCCUCACAUUCUCUCCCUUCCCAGCCCCACCUUCUGCCCCCUCAUCACUUCCCUCUCCCCUAUCUCAAUGAAGCUCCCCCGUCUCAUCUUCACCAGCAUCCACCUCCUACUUCUCCUUUCUUUAAUACACACAUGCCCCACAACAGGCCUCCCCCUUUACCCCAGAGGCCCCCUACCCCUCCUCUUCACUCCCCUGUGCCAACAGCUGUGAUGGUGGGCGGGGUGUUGGUACCUGUGGAUCAUUCUUUACCGUUGUCUCUCCCAAUUAGACAAGAGGGGCCUGACCGAGGGGCUCCCAGAGCAAAUAAAGGCCCUCGCUUUAUGGCGUCAUUACUGGGGGAACCUCCACAACUCCCGCGGCCAGGAACUGUUAAGGAUUAUUUUGGUCUUCGAAUGGCACCCCCUCUCCAUCGCCCUGGUACUCCUGGGGUUCCUCCGCCUUUACUGGGCCGAGUCAAAGAGCCUCCGCAUCUCCAUCCUCCACUCCUCUCUCCCUCCUCCCACUCUCAUUCUCCCCCCAGCCCAUUUAAUGUUGAUACUUCUUUGCAGCUCAUACCCCCUCACCCCAGUACUCCUCCAUCCUUUAAACCUCUUGAGCAGAGAGAGGCUCCUGAGCAGAAAAAGCCCCCUGGAAAGAAAAAGGCCCCCGAGCCAAAGGCUCCAGUGCAAAAUGCCCCUGAGAAGAAGGUUCCGGUGCAAAAUGCACCUGAGAAGAAGGUUCCGGUGCAAAAUGCACCUGAGAAGAAGGUUCCGGUGCAAAAUGCACCUGAGAAGAAGGUUCCGGUGCAAAAUGCACCUGAGAAGAAGGUUCCGGUGCAAAAUGCACCUGAGAAGAAGGUUCCAGUGCAAAAUGCACCUGAGAAGAAGGUUCCAGUCCAAAAUGCACCUGAGAAGAAGGUUCCAGUCCAAAAUGCACCUGAGAAGAAGGUUCCAGUGCAUAAUGACACUGAGAAGAAGGUUCCAGAGCAAAAUGCACCUGAGAAGAAGGCUCCAGUGCAAAAGGCUCCAGUGCAAAAUCCCCCUGAGGAGAAAGCUCCAGUGCAGAAGCCCCCAGAGGAGAAAAAGGCCCCUGAGCAGAAGACUCCCGUCAGUAGCCCAGUCCCUCCCCGUCCAAAAGGCCCUCCUCAUUUCAACAUGCCCCGGCCGCUCUUCAUGACUGAGCCCAUCCCACAGAGGCCUCUGGUGCGAGGCCGCCUGCCUCCUCCCAGUUUUAGAGGCUUCAGAGGCAAGCGUCAUGGCCCUCCUUUUGGAGGUCCUUUCUAUCCUCCUAAAAGACCCUUCCUGCCCCCUCGCUACUGA